Molecule: messenger RNA, 2594 nt
Organism: Papaver somniferum (opium poppy)
Lineage: Eukaryota; Viridiplantae; Streptophyta; Magnoliopsida; Ranunculales; Papaveraceae
Exons: 10
Coding region: 1550-2308 (252 amino acids)
Source: RefSeq, a predicted model, not a curated record
UUUUAGGGUUUAUGUAAGUGACAUAAGUGGAAUUCGUGAUAUCCUUUGAUUACUGAAAUUGCUUUUGUGUUCAUUAGUAGGAUUUUAAGUCAAAAUGGGGAUUGUUGAUAAGCCGGCUUUCAGAAUUUAUAGAGGACAGAGGAAGUACGACGAUGAGCUACCUCUAACCAAGAACACUCCCAACCUCGGUUUUCAUCGUCCAAUUGAUGAUCCCGCACCUUACAUUGUUGUCGUGCAGGGACCUCACAAUGUUGGAAAGUCCCUGUUGAUUGAAUCUCUAGUACAUAAUAGAUUUCCUAAGGGUCAUCCAGUUGUUCAAGGAGGCCACUACCCAAUCCUCCCCUUCACAACCGCAUCAGGUAAAGAAAUUCGGCUACAGUUUGUGGGGUGUCCGAAUGAUAUUAAUGGCAUGAUUGAUGCUGCAAAGUAAGCUGAUGUAGUGAUAUUAAUGGUUGAUGUGAGUUAUGGGUUUGAAAUGGAAACAUUUGAGUUCCGGAACCUUUUACAAGUUCACGGCUUUCCAAAGGUUAUUGGGGUUCUUACACAUCUUGAUAAGGUCAGUUUAGAUGAAAUAUCGGAAGCCAAACAGCUCGAGGAUCAUUUCUGGACUGAAAUAUGUGAAGCCGCAAAACUAUUCUCCUUACCUGGUCUCGAAGAUGGCUUGUAAAAACUGCCUAAAAUUGAUGAUCUGGGAGAAACGCUUUCAGAUGCUCAAUUCCUUCCUUUGUCAUGGCGGGCCAAACAUCCUUAUAUGCUGGUUGAUUCUUUUGAAGAUGUUACUCCAGAAACAGUGCAUGGUGAUAAACAAUCCAAUAGAAUCUUAGGUCUGUACGGUUAUCUCAGAGGUGGUAGAAUCAAGAAAGGAACUAAGAAACGAAUUAAGGUGUAUUGCGCCAGGUGCAUAUUGCUGGUGCUGGGAUUUCUCUUUAGCUGGCGUUACAGAGUCAUAUGAUUUUUGCGCUGUUGAUUCUUUUGGGAACUUCGAUCUUCUUGUUGAACAAAGCACGGGGACUUAUUGAAGGUUGGAUGUUCCUGACGUUCCUCCCGAGAUAGUUGAAAAAUUUGAUCCCCAUCAUCCUAUUCUCGUGGGAGGUAUCCUUCCAGAAGAGGAAAAUUCUGGGUAUAUGCAGGUGAAACUUAAGCGGCAUAGUUGGCAUAUGGAUUUGUUGAUGACUGGUGCUCCAAUCACUGUUUUGGCUGGUUGGAGGCGUUAUCAGACAACUGCUAUUUAUGCCAUGGAAAAUGAAAAUGGACAGCAUCAACUUCUCAGUUACACUCCAGAACACAAGGAGUGUCUUGCGGUGUUUUGGGGUCCUCUAGCACCUCCCAAGACCAGAAUGUUGCUGUAAUGAAUAAUCAUAAUUGUUUAAAAAAUAAGUUCGAUAUAUUUCAGUAGAACUUGAAUAAUUUUCAUUGUUCUAUCCUAUAUAUUUUCGUAAUUCAAGGAUGCAAUCUGAAGCUGCUACUGCUUAACCAAUUGUUGAUUUUUUCAUAUCUUGAACUUUGUUUGCUGAGUGAUUUGCGUUUGAAUCAGGAAGCAUUUCAAAUUAUGGCCAAGGGUGUCGUUCUUGAUUUUAAUCUUGACGCACAGAUAUUGCUGAAAGUAGAAAAGAUAGGAACUCUUGUUGACACUGGUAGGAAGACUGCUCGUAUCAAGUUUGCACCAAAACUUAAAAUUGAUGGGUUUAAGUUUAUAGGUGCACCAAUUCAGACUAAGAGCGGAGUUCGGGGGAAGAUUGACAAGGUUGCAAGAGAUGGGUUAGUUGAAUGCACAUGUAAGGACAAUGUUCACAUGGGCGACACUUUCCUCUUUCCUGUUUCGGCCACACUCGUGCUUCCUGUACUCUUCAAACAGUUAAAUUUGCUCUUCAAACCCUUAGAGAUAGGCAUCGACGGCAGCGUCGAAGCCACCAUCUCCACUGUCGAUGCCGCCGCCGCCGUCAAGGACGAGCUUGCUGUUUCAUACAAAGAGGUUGCUCCGAGAUGGCAGAAGCUUGAUCUGCGACGUGGUGUGGUAACUGUAGUUAUCCAUGAGGGGAGACCUUCACUUGUUACUUUACCGAACCCACUAGAGUCAGCUUAUUCAUCAGUGGAGUUGAAGCCAAUCAAGAGGAGAAAAUUUAGUGUUUGUGAGGUCCGGGAGAUAUUUGGAGAGGAAGUCAAGAAAGUCCAGAUAUCAGAAGAGGUCAAGGAAAAACACAACUUGGAUCGACCAGGAGAGGAAGCAAUGGUGAUCAACGAUGAUGAAGAGUUGCUGUCCAAGGACAGGGCAUUCGAGUUAUUUACGGUGGUAAGACAGUACUGGUAAGACACUGAGCUGGUAAGAGAGGAGACCUUUGUGAAUGCAGUUGUUUAUGACAAGCUAGCUAGUAAUAUAAUACUCCCUCCAUCCCAAAUUAAUUGAGCUAAUUGGUUUUAAAUUUUGUCCCACAAAUAAGUGAACUAUCUCACUAAUCAAGGGGAUAUUUCUAAAAGUACCCUUUUAAUUAAUUAUUGUUAUUAUAAGAAAUAUGUAUAAUUUGAUAGUCAUGUUUAUAUUCGUUAUAUAGGUGUUUUAAAAUGUUUUUGGAUGGUAUAAAAUUUACGAACAUCCG